Molecule: messenger RNA, 2046 nt
Organism: Podospora pseudocomata
Lineage: Eukaryota; Fungi; Ascomycota; Sordariomycetes; Sordariales; Podosporaceae
Exons: 1
Coding region: 1-2046 (681 amino acids)
Source: RefSeq, a predicted model, not a curated record
AUGGACGACAUUUCCGACCGGGACAUUCCUGCGGCCUCCAUCGAAGGUCCGGAGUCGAGCACAUCACCCUAUAUGGAUUCUGAUGAUGACCGGAAGAUGAUUAGAAACACAAACGAGCCCUCGCCAUUGAUCCAGUUUCUGGCCAUGAACGUUAUCCAACCGCCAACUCCUCGAGCCACCACCACCAGAAUCAAACAAUCGGCCUCUAUGGACCACUCAAACCCCAUGUACCCUUUCACGCCCGCUCUUUCCACUUACGUCGCUCCUUCCACAUCUGCUGUUCCUUCCACCUCUGCUGCUCCUUCCCACAUUGUCGCUCCUUCCGCUUUCCACGCUCCUUCCCCCUCCGUCACUCCUUCCACCUCAACAGACUCCGUCUCAACCACCAAGAGCAAUCGCUCCACCAUGAAAGCCCGCCUCAGCGCUCUCAAAGAAUCUCACCUCUCGGUCAAACUGAUCGCCAACCAUUUCGAAUCUCAGUACCGCCUUUCUAAGUUCUCCAAUAUUACCCCUACCAUUCCAAAAUGGCUCAACCUCCGCGAAACAGCUCGACAGCUCGCACGACUUCCCCUCACCAACGGUAAAACCUACAAGCUCCCCAUCCGCCGCGCGACCCGCGAGACAGCCCCCCUUGUCAAGACCUGGCGAGCCAACCACGCCACCUGGCGCGAGGCUUGCAACACCAACGGGAAGAUGCCAUGGCUGGGCACCCGGUCUGAACUUUUCGCCAUUGAGGUUGUCGAGAAGAGGAGCUGGGGUGGGAUGCCGCGUUUUAUUACGAGGGCUUUUGAGGACGAGGGGGUUCAGUUGGGGUGGAUUUUUGACCACGAUUAUGUCGAGACUGUGGAGCCGACGGGCGAAGGAUGGGAGAAGGUUCCGGAGUUUUGGAAGGGGGCGAGGAUUUUUGAUGCAGUAUGGAGAGUGUUGUACAUGAAGGUGACUAAGGGGAAGGUGUUGCCGUUGGGGUUUGAGGAUGAUUUGACGCAGUUGGUAAGGGAGGUGGUUGUUAGUGGGAGCUGGCGGGAGGUUGUGGAAGAGGGGUCUGUGGGUUCGGAGAAUAGCCUGGAGGGUGGGGAUGGAGUGGUGGUGCAAGAGGAGGUUGGGGUAGCUGAGGAAAUGGAGGUGGGACAGAAAGAGACGCAGCUUCAGGAGAGGGUUCAGGAGGAGAGGGUUCAGGAGGAGAGGGCUCAGGAGGAGAAACUCCAAGAGAGGAGACGUCUGGAUGCAAAACGCAAGAGGGAGAAGCGUCAGGAGGAGGAGAAGCGUCAGGAGAAAAUACGUGAGAAGCAAGACUCACAGAGCGAACGGAUUGGAGAAACCCAGAAUGAGCAUCGCAACACCAGUAUCACACACCAGCAGACACCACCGGCCCCCCAACCACCACCGAGCACAGCAGUAAACUGCUGGCCGAUGCUGAAGAAAGAGAUGAUGAAUCCUGUAAAGGAGGUACUGCGGGAUAUUAUGCCCAGUGCCCUAGGGAAGAGGCAGCUUCAAGAGGACACGGAGGAUGAUGAUGAUGCCACUUCGGUGGCGCCAAGAAAGAAGCAGAAAGCUGUACAGCAUGUCGACACCGCCGAGCAGGUCAACCUACCAUCUCGCCCCAAGGGGUCUGAGACACCACCCGCGAAGGUGGGCAAGACCGUUGAAACUUUGGGGGACGACAAAGGGGAAGACAAAAUCGAGAAGGAAAUGCUAGUAGAUCUCGUCAACAGGCAUAAUGCGGCCGUGAGCAAAAUCCUCAAACUCGAGAACCAGAUGGAAGAGGUCACCAACGAGCAUGGAGCAAUGAAGGAGAGGUUACGGGUAGUAGAGGAGGAGAACAGGAUCCUCCGUAAUCAGAUGACGGCGGUGUUCCAUCGGUUGGAGUUGGUAGAGAAGAGUUACUAUCGCGAAUCUCCUCAGUCUGCCCAAGGUUCACCGGCUCGGAUUCAGCCUGGUCUCCGGGCUCCUAGACAGCCGGUCAAGGCUGAGCAGCAGCGGAAUGAUGGGCGUAUGAGAGGGGCAAGUUUUUAUGAGGGGCGUACGUAUAGUCGUCCUUCGAUUUGA